AUGUCGGUAGCAUUCCUGGCGGAUCCCAACCUGUCCAGUAUAUCGGUUGAGCAUCUGCAAAAUGCAGCGGCCAAGCUUGGUAUCAAAAUCCCAGAUGGCCAAGAGACAGAGGCCUACUUGCACCUGCUCCAGUCGGCCGAGGCUGUAAUGAAACGCAUUCAAAGCAGUAACGACUACAUUCACCCUGCAUUAUCUCCUCUCGCAACAACGAAACCACGUAUUUACUGGGAGCCCCGCAAGGAGGAAAAUCCUUUGAAUGCUUGGAGAUACCGUUGCGAACUGAUCGCGGCAGAGCCGACCAGCAACUUACUUCGUGGCAAAACGAUCGUGAUCAAAGACAAUAUCUCCGUCGGGGGGCAGCCAACCACCGUGGGCACGUUUACAGAGCUGCUUUGCAAAGAUGGAAAUCUCCCGGUUUCACCCAUCGAUGCAUCUGUGGUCUCACGAAUACUUGCGGCGGGUGCAAUCAUCAAAGGAUCUUCCACUUGCGAGAACUAUUGUGCCUCGCCGCUCUCCUUCAGCGCUGCCAGUGGUCCAGUGCAUAAUGCCUUGGCCCCUGGCUAUACUGCUGGCGGAAGUAGCAGCGGAUCUGCCGCGCUUGUUGCGGCAACUGUUAUACACCGCAGAACCGGCCAGUGCUUUGGAGAAACAGUGGAUAUUGCGAUUGGUGGGGAUCAAGCUGGAUCGGUCCGUAAUCCAGCGUCCUAUAGUGGCAUUUACGGACUGAAGCCAACGUAUGGCCUGGUUCCCUAUACCGGUGCAGUUUCAUUGGCGCCCAUGAUAGACCACCUAGGGCCUCUGGCGGCCAACCUAGACGAUAUUGCCUUGUUGCUGCAAGUGAUGGCUGGAUAUGAUGGGAUUGAUCCACGAAUGACCCCCGAGUCUCCGUUGCAAGAUCAAGUGCAAAACUACCCCCGAAUUCUGACAGAGUUCCGGAAUCGCAACCUGAAAGAUGGCGAACGAAUUGGCUCUGGGAUGAAGAUUGGCUUGUUGACAGAAUCAUUCGAGGUCCCAGGUCUGUCCCAGGAAGUUCGAGAGAUGGUCCUUAGAUCUGCCAGGUCAUUCUUUGCUGCCGCAGGGGCUGAGAUGAUGGAUAUUUCCGUUCCUAUGCACCUCGAGGGCAGCCUCAUAUGGACUGCAGCCACGAGAAUGAGCAUGUCUGAAUGGGCCUGCCAGGGGAAGACAUCUGGACACUUGUCUUUCCUGCCACCACACAUUCAAGCACGAUGGCCACCGGAUCAGCGAAUGUACGAGCUGCUCACCGCGACCAACCCGGCUGCGAUGAAUGUCAUGCUGUCUGGACCAUUUCUUCAAGAACAGUUUGGUCCCAGCGUGGAAGCCAAGGCCCACCGCAAAGUCUUUGAACUUCGAGCAGCCUACGAUCACGCAUUUACCCAAGUCGACAUUCUCGUCACGCCUUGCGCGCCCAGCGUUGCAAUGCCACACCCCAAGAUGCAGGCUGAUGGUGACGGGCCUGAAUCAAGCAUCAUGGAGAAGCUCUCGGCUGCAGUGGGAGUGACCACAAACACCGCCCCGUUUAAUGUCACUGGACAUCCUGCAAUAAGUGUACCUUGCGGAUUUGGCCGUGCAGAAAGACUUCCAAAUCGGCCAGAAGUUCAAUUGCCGAUUGGAAUGCAGCUUGUUGGUCGGCGGUGGGAGGACGCGAUGCUGUUGAAAGCUGCGGCCGUUUUUGAAGAAGGCCAAUCGGCUGUAUCGAAAGAGUCGAGCGAUUCAUGA
Molecule: messenger RNA, 1737 nt
Organism: Penicillium subrubescens
Lineage: Eukaryota; Fungi; Ascomycota; Eurotiomycetes; Eurotiales; Aspergillaceae
Exons: 2
Coding region: 1-1737 (578 amino acids)
Molecular function (GO): catalytic activity
Source: RefSeq, a predicted model, not a curated record